Hylaeus volcanicus is the source of this 26062-nucleotide messenger RNA. RefSeq names its product protein bric-a-brac 1-like (gene mamo). The record is from RefSeq and is a predicted model, not a curated record. Gene Ontology annotation, molecular function: protein binding. Gene Ontology annotation, biological process: regulation of transcription by RNA polymerase II. Gene Ontology annotation, cellular component: nucleus. The coding region runs from base 2200 to 4416 and encodes 738 amino acids. The transcript is spliced from 3 exons. Lineage: Eukaryota; Metazoa; Arthropoda; Insecta; Hymenoptera; Colletidae.
CUCGAGGCGAAUCACGCGAGCAUCGCGCAGCCCCUCGUGCACGCCAUCCGCGCCUAUCCGAGGACAUAUCGCGCGAACACACGCGUUCGCUCGUGGCUUCGUCGCAGCGGAUAAUUACGUGUGCGGUACACCGCCGCGUUUCCGCGGGUUCGCACAUGGCCGCGACACGUGCGUGCGCGCGGCGUUCACGCAUCAGACGCCAGCAAUAAAUACGGCCGCGAGAUAAGCGACAAUAUCGUCAGCUGAUAUCGGUCGUGCAUCUACUCGCGAACGCGGCCUGGAAUCGUGCCGGGGUUUCUUUGGAUGCAACGUCCACUCGUUAGGUCGUGGCGUUUCGAAGAGCUUGACGUGUAUGAUUUUGUAGCAGUUAUGUAUGAGGAUGUUAGGUAUGAUUUCCCCUGUUAAUGAUUCUUUUAAACGAUAGCAUUCUCGACCGUUCAUGUUGCGAUUAAAAUAUAACUUAGAAGUUUUUUGUAGAACGAAGUAGAUGAAAACACAGUUCAUAAUCUGUUAGGUCUUUUCCACUAUUUUAUUUUAGAACUUUUCACCAUCUCAUUUUAGAAUAUUUCACCGAUUUAUGAUUUUUUUAAACGAUAGAAUUCUUGAUCAUUCAUAUGGCGAUUGCAAUAUAACUUAACAGAGUUCAUGUGGAUGGAACAAAAUCUGAAGUCUUGAACAUUCCAUAAACAAGCAAUCAUAGUCAAAUAAAAUAAAUGGUCUAUUUUUCGUUCCGAGGGGAACACUUAGGACAUCUCAAAUCUGUAUGGUGCAUAGUCUGUUGGCCUGAUUGUUAAUUUAAUUAAUCUGAAGAUAGAACUCGGACUGCGACUAUUCUAUAAAUUCAUUUCAAUAAAUGACUAUUUCACAGAGUAUCGAUUCAAGAAACUACUACAAUGGGUGACGAUUGAGACGUCUUUCCAAUUUUGCAUACAUAUUAAUGUUUCGACCGUAGGUGAAUUACGAUGGCAAAUUUACCAAAGUGAGUCAUUUUAUAACGCAACGAACCAGAGCCCCGGCUUAAACGAUGACCGCGGCGUUAAGAAACGCGCGGUGCGCAGCGUCGAAUAAAUCGCGAGGCUCGAGCGAGCGUCGCGCUUCCGCGGACGCUGAUUUAUGGCGGAGGAACUUGUGAUAGCGCUGGCCAAGGGUCCCGACUUACGGUUUUCCCGCGGCGGACAAGGAAUUCCAAUUUAGACAUCCGCAGUGCCGUGUUCUUUUUCGCGUUGUUCGCGUUCAUGCGGGACGGCCCACGCUGGAAAACGCCGCGCAGGGUAAUUUAUGCUAGCUGCCGCGCGAACGACAAGUAUGGCGCGAUUAGAGGCGUCGUUGCCUAAUGGCGUCCGAUUGGUUUAGAUCCAACCGUUCUGGAGCCGAGUUGAGCAAAUUAUCAGCAGUUAAUUAGGAUUAAUUAUAAAACUAUUCGCGUUAUUUUCUCUUUUAUGAAAAAAAGUUACUUUUGUAUAGGUAGGUAAAGUAUUGUCUGGAAAGUCAAUGUUGAUUUUUGAUAGGUGGUACAGGUCUGAAUAUAUCUCUUAAAAGGUGGAAAGGUUGUGAAACAAAAUGAUAUCCAUGUAAGUCAAUAAAUAUAUACAUAAAGUUCAAAUGUACCUUUGAAUUUUUCUUAAAAAUUGGCACGAACUUUCUGAACAAUCCAAUAAAAUAUUGAAAGAAAUCUCUGAAAAUGUCAAGGUUAAUGGUGCUCGAUUGUUUACCUGAAACGAAGAAAUUACUUAAUUGUGGAGUAGUAAAAAAUAUGCACUAGUAGUUGAAGACACAACAAUCACAAUUGUGUUAAUUUAAUGUCGUAGCUAUGUGAUACAAAUGCCACCACUGAGUAUGACAUUAUUGAAUGAAAAUAGACGAGGAUCUAAGACCUCUUUUCCUAGGCAAGUCGAUUCUUUCACCAGUGUAUAGGUAUCAUAAAUCUCAGAACGCUUGCUGUCAACACUACAGUCUCUACAUAAAACUCUACAUAGAACAAAUCGUCUCAGUAAUCGAACCGAAAUCUGCAAAUCGUUACGCUCUCUACCGAUUCGUUACUCCCUCGCUGUCAAACGUCUUCAACUUCUCUCCGCUACGUCCCACGAACUUCUCCGGUAAACAAUCUCGCCCAGAAAUCGCGCUCGUGACGCGAACAGAAAAAUAACGAGGAAUACGCGACGAUGAAAAGAAAGAAAAAAACAAAACAUUCGACUACGAAUGAAAAAGAAAAGAAACGAAGCGAGGAUUAACGCGAACCGGUACAAAUGUUUCUUCUGCAGCAGGGUUGCGGGGUGCAGUUCAGACAUGGGAAGUGAGCAUUACUGCCUGAGGUGGAACAAUCAUCAGAGCAACUUGCUGGGUGUGUUCAGUCAACUGCUGGAGUCGGAGUCGCUGGUGGACGUGACAUUGGCGUGCACGGAGGGACCUUCGAUACGUGCCCACAAGGUAGUCCUCUCCGCGUGCUCCAGCUACUUCCAGGCCCUGUUCCUCGACCAUCCGAAUCGCCACCCCAUAGUCAUCCUAAAGGACGUACGUUUCGCCGAGCUACGUACACUCGUCGACUUCAUGUACAAAGGCGAGGUAAACGUCGAGUACUGCCAGCUAUCGGCCCUCCUCAAGACUGCGGAGAGCCUCAAGGUGAAGGGUCUAGCGGACAUGACGAACAUCAACGCGGCGGUAGCGUCGAGGGACGAACAGCAACAACCACCGCCGCAACAACAGCAACAGCAGCAGCAGCAGCAACAACAAACCCAGCAGCAACAGCAGCAACAACAACAACACACGAGCGCGUCCGAGGGUAUACAGCGCGAAACGUCGCGGGAACAUCACCGAGAACGCGAAAGCAUAAAGGAAGCGAGCAAUAAGGAGAGAGAUAGGGAAGGAAAUACAUCCGGUGGCACGGGGUUGCCAUCGGGAGGGGUGAAAGAAUGCGAGCAACCCCAACAAAUCGUAGUCCAACCACCCACCAGCGAGUCCACCGAGGCGGUAGACAUGACGGAGUGUCCGCCAUCGCCUACAGGACCCGGUAGCCCUUGUCCAGGACCCUUGGCCCUCGAUCGACCCAGGAGGGACUCCGAAGACGCUGCCAGCCUAGAGGAAACGAGGGGUUCCCUCAGUCCGAUCUCGGUGCACAGCGGACCGUCAGACAUGAGUCUCAGUAACAACACUGGUGGCACGCCUGGUGUGUUACCGUUGAACCUACCGCAGAGCCGGCUUCCGUCCCCGCACAGUACAGAACCUCUGGCGGGCCCUUCGGGGUUACCUCCAGUCCAGCAAGUUCCACUUUCGUUAAAAAAAGAGAUGGACUGGGAAAGGUCGACCGAGGAUCGGAGCGCGAGCAGCGAGAUAUCCACGGACUACAGACUCCCGCCAGAUCCGGUGUCGCUGGCGCUCGGUUUGGAAGCAGGGGGUUGGGGCGCCUUGGUGGAACGCUCGGGCGGCAGCGGCGGAAGCGGUUCCCUGUUAGGUCACGGCGGUUUCGCCGGUCUGGCUGGUUUGGCGCGUCGCUGCGGUGUCUGUCUGGCGACGUUUCCUUCCGCUUGGUUGCUGGAACGGCACGCGUUACUUCAGCACGCCGGCCAGGCGAGCGACGACAAGCCGUUCACCUGCGAGCAAUGCGGCCAGCGUUACCGCUACCGUUCCGCGUACGUGAAACACCGCGAGCAGAACCACCGUGCCCGUCUACCUGCCGACAAGCUCUUCACCUGCGACGUAUGCGGCAUGCAGUUCAGGUAUCUGAAGUCGUUCAAGAAGCACCGGCUGAACCACGCGUUGGAGCGGUUGCAGAGGGCUCCCGAGCCCCAGAGCAGCGUGAUGGCGGUGUCAGCGGCUGCGGAGCGCAGCGAUCAGGUGUCCAGCACCGGAGAACCCUCGCAGCUGGAAACUGGAAGCGACACCACCACCAACCCCAGCGAGGAGGAGACGAGAGCCACCUUCGCGGAGAAUCCUCGCGAGGAGAGCGUGUCGGAGACGGCCAGCCUCCACGAGAACCCUGGCGAGGCGGUCGAGGUUCAGAUGACGGAGGCUCCAGUGGUGAACGAGAGGGCUUCAGGCGGCGGUGGAAGCACCAGCGAAGCAGGGGACGUGGACGACAACGCGGUGGACGACGACCGACCCGAGCCGACCGAGGCGAUGAUCAGCCUGGCUCGCGGCAGCCACGAGGUGGACAGGCGCGAGCGUCGCUUCGCCUGUCCGUUUUGCGGUAAGUGCGUCAGGUCCAAGGAGAACCUGAAGCUCCACGUGCGCAAGCACACCGGCGAACGACCGUUCGUCUGUUUGUUCUGCGGCCGAGCGUUCGGCGGCAAGAGCGACCUGACCAGGCAUCUCCGCAUACACACCGGCGAGAGGCCCUACCAUUGCGAGAUGUGCGGCAAGUGCUUCGCCAGGGCGGAUUAUCUCUCCAAGCAUCUCACCACGCACAUACACCAGCGCUGAACGAGGCUCAAAAACGAAUUCUGGGACGUUCUCGGCACUUAGUGCGUCUUCAGGGCGGCAGGGAUUGGCUUUCGUGUUUCUCGGGGAUCUGGGAAGGAAAGGUAGUUAUCAAACGAGUUCGCUAGACCUUGGAGUCCUGGGAACUCAUUUGCAUCGAUGGUGUGAGCAACCGUGGCUAGCGAUGUUGGCCAUUGUUAGGAUUACUUUGGAAUAUUUAUUUAACACGUUUUGUGCCAAGCCGUUUUUUUGCUCGACUUGUCCAUCGGGCCAGUUGAUGUUUUGACUAAAGAUUGAUAUGUUGAUAAGACUGCGGAUCUUUAUGCAUUUAUAGGAAAUUUAAAUGUGCAAAAAACUACAAAAUGCAAACAAUAUACAAGAAUAUAAAAGAGAUUGAAAGUAAAGUUCAAUAUUUGCAGAGAAAAAUAAAUUCCUAUUUUAGUUAAAUUUUUGUAGGCACGUUCGCGAAGAUUUUAUUUUACAUAUAGUUCCGCAGUCUAGUUAUCACAUAAUAUUUCAUUACAUCGUCAAUCCAUAAGUAGUUAGUUUGUUUAGAGCAGUUAUCACAUCGUGUACCACCUGGGCUUCAUUCUUUUGGUGGAAAUAUAUUUAAAAAAAUCAAAGUAUGUUUUCAACGAAUUAAAUAAAUAUGUCUGCCUGUACCACCGGUGGUACACGUGACACGGAACGUGUUAAUAAUUGGAAGAGUGACUAUUGUGGAAACUUUAUAAUUUUCAGUGAAUUACUUAUUGGAAAAGGUCCAUAUCACUAUAGAGCUAGAAAGGUUGUCCCUGAAAGGAAUUCAGAUUCAGUGAUCAGACUUUUUAACAAGAGUAACUUGUGUCUCAAUUUUGUAUCAGGUGAACCGAUACAUUGUUUUCGUGAAAACACCAAAAUUUAUCUUAAAUUACACACAUCACUUAGGGACAUCUUUUAUAGUUCUUCUAGUGAUACAAUGAUGAAUUUAGUAACAUGGACGUUUAGGAAUAUUCCUUAGAUGCAAAUGGGUUGAUGAUAACCUCUGCCGCCUCUAUCCAGGUGUAGUUAACUAAAAAAAGAUUCCUGAGAACCAGCGUGGUAGGAAUGUCAGCAGACGAUGGGUUAAGGAUAAAGUAUCUCGAGUAAUCUUCCUCCCUCAGAGAUUUUUUGUACAUCGUCCAACUAUACAACGCUUUCAUGCUACCGAGGUCAAGCGAACCUCGAACUCCAAAUUGCUGUCAAUGCAUGAAAUUAUUUACAGUAAGCCGAGUUGGCUCCUCGAAGCGUCGCCUUAGAGACCUACCACCACGAUUCCAGUUUGAUUUUGUAUUCUAAUGGUCGUCAGUUCGAGGAAGAGGAUGGCAGUCAAUCGCGGUGAGUUUCCAGCAGUCAACGAUCGGCCAUUCGCUCUGAUCAGUUAGGUAACGAUGCAAUCGCAAUUUGAAGUCGACGGAACACUCCUUCCACGUUGCAUGAACUAUGAGACACGGAAGCACAGCCGAUGAAAUAGUCGAAACGACGCACAAGCGAGUACGAGAACGUCCAAGCACGAGAGGAUGCCAUUCGAAGACGAGUCGUACACGCGCAAAGUACUCGUUUCAUCUCUUCGGAUUUCUCGAACGCUGAACUUUCGGAAAAACCCUGAAAUCGUAAUAUUUUCGAGGCCUGACUCGAUAGAGAUAAUUUCACGAGUAAGUGCGCGUCUUCGAAUCCUCCUCCCGGAGUUCGUUGAGCCAAAAGAGAUUUUCAACGAGUUUGUUUCCCCUCUGUUGAGAUGCUUUCGCGGAAACGCGGCCAUAGAGGCGAACGUUUCGAAUCGAGAAACAGAGAAAAGAAUCGCGUAUCUAUCCAGCCGUUGGCCCAGCAAGACGAGUCAAUUACGGAGAAAGAAGGAAACGAAGUAAUCGUCGGCGACGAUGGCGGAAAGCCAGCGGCUGGCUUUCGCCCUGCAUCGAAACGCGAGUCUCGCGUUAUCACGAACAUACACGCACUCGUGAAAGAAGAUAGCGAAGAGGCUAGUGGAAGACCAAGACGAAGAAGAAGAUGAAGAAAAAGAAGAAAUGUAGAAGAAGAAGAAGGUUUCUACAUAACGUUAGUGAAGCUAACUUGUGAUAAGGAUUUGAAACCAAAGAACGCAACGACGCGGCAGACAAAAGUCGACCGUAACAGUUCCUUUUUGUUGUCCUGAUAACGUGCUAGCUGUCAGUGGCCGAUGUGAUUUGUACAUCGCCACGCGGUAACGAUGAUUUUUCUGUGUACAUGCCUUGCAGUCUCGUGUAUGCCGCGGCUCUUGCUGCCACGAACAAGUCCCUCCCUUGGAAACGAAGCGUUAAAGUGAUAAAUGUUUUGUGGAGAACGCGCUUUUUGAAUGUAUUAAUAUCGAUUUGACGUUGACGUUCGACGAUGCCACGCGAGAAUAGUUUAGCGAUUUCAGUAGAAGCGAAAGAAUAGUUUUCCACUGCAGAUCCGUGGGACACCGCGGAUCGUCUGCAGCGGAGUGUAUUUUUUUAAUGCCCCUUUUUUGGUGGACGUUUGACGGACGUCGAUAUUAUUUCACGGGAGAAUGGCGUCAUUCGAUGAUGGUUCGGACUGUUUGCAGGGCCCUAAGGGUGCUUUACCCCGAAGGAUAGAGAAAUGUGGCACCUAAGGGUUGUCGUAUACUUUAAUUUAGGUUUUGGCGACGUUACGAAUGUUUUCCAUCAGAUACUCAGAUUCUAUAGAGACAAUUUGAUCAAAAUAAGAUGAAAUGCUUCACCUAUCUUGACGUACGAUGAAGCUUCUUCAGAAGUUGAAACCGUUAGAGACUGCCACUCCAACUUGAGUGUAGUCUCAGAUUCUGGAGGAAAAAUCAAAAUCUGGAACACUAUUUGAGAAUCCUCUGAAGAUCCUACAUUUUAUUUGAUUUUCCAUUCGAAAAACACGAAUCGGAAACGAAAGCACGGGUCGAAGGGCGCCAUUCCCCGCCAACAGCCGUCCUAUCAUUACCACAAAAGCAUAAACGACCGACAGGAUGGACUUAUUCGCCUAAGCGCGCGGCGACGUGUUCGAAUACGGCAUCGAACGGAGACCAGGCGCGUCUAUUACGCCUGGUUCGUCCUCGGAGUGUUGUCGGUGCCUUCGAACCCCCGUAUCCUUUUUAACGCGACAUAGCAAUAACGUGUCUUUUAUUUCGUUCGUGGAGUACACGUCUGUCACGUGCAGAGAAAGCAAGCGAUUUAAGUUGGUCGUCGAGAGCCGCGAAGUAGCGUCUUGUUGCACGGUCUAUACGGUCCUUCGAACCUCUUCUUAGAAGGAACUUCACUCCCAACGCAGAUUUUUGCGCAACUUUGUUCCUAGAUAGACCAUUAAAAAAUAUUAGACACGUAUUUCUCGUUUAUUGCCUGGUGAGCAUGUUUGAGGGGUGGAAACUACCUCAGGGUUGGUUCAUACUAACCGAGGCUUGUUUAUUAUUUAUUAUAUCUUAUAUAAACAUGUUUCGUUUACUUUAGUCUUUCAAUAGCAGUUCUUUCCAGAUCUGGAGAACGAAUGUUUCGUAAGUGCCAGGUUCCACCAUUUAGACAAGUAUAAAACAAGAUUUACUAACCAGAUAUUUAUCACCAUCGUCCCUACAGCUUCAAUAUUAAAAACUUACAAAAAUAUUAGAAUCGUACAUUUACAACUCGAAACCCUUUUUACUUUCUGAAAUAUUCAACUACUUACUUCGUAUUCACAAUUUUGAGGGUAGUUUUAACCCCACAAACAUAAAUAUCAGCCCCAUAAAGGAGAACACGUGCCAUAUUUAUUUGUGUUCUAUCCGCGAACAAGCUUUCGCAAAAGUGAACGCGUUACAGUAGAAUGACGCUCCUUGUUAGUCGCUGUCCACAUUCUGCUGUCUACAUGUGUAUAUACAUAUAUGUAUGUCCCUGGUACGUGUGCACAUAUAUAUAUAUAUAACAAGCGAUCGACGACACAUCGUCCAGUAAAUGCGCGAGCGCAGAACGAGAGUGCCGGCUCAUUCUCGUCGGGGCUGGUCUCGUAAGCGGCCUAAGUCGUAGCCUCAUCUCGAGAGGCUCGAAAUCGUCGCCCCGAUAAUUAUUUAUUUCCAGGUACGUUUCGCGUCCCACCCUGGACGUCGGAUCGCGAUCGACAUCGGGCGAUCGGCUUUCUGGCAGGGAUCGGCAAAAUUCGCGUCCAGAUAAAAUUUUUAAAUGAAAAAAUGGCAGAUAAAUAAAUUCGAUUGCAAUGUUUGCUCGGUGAAAAUUACAGUUUGAAUUUUAAAAUGAAGUAUUCUGGGGUUGAAUGAAUAUCGCGAAUAAAUCGUUGUAUGACACCUUUAUUCGUCCUCUGUUCCUUUGAGUAAUUAAUUAAAUAUGGGGAACUUCUUAGUUGCUGGUCGUUCAAUAUAAAAUCACGGUUUGAAUCAUGAAAUUAUUGCGUGGUUGAAUAAUUAUAUAGAUGAGUAGCUAUUCAAUGGGUUAAACCACGAUGAGGUGCUUUAUUCGUCAUCUAUUCGUUCAAUAUAAAAUUGCAGUCUCAAUUAUAAAAUUAAACUACAUUUGAAUGAAUACGUAUAUCUGAGUAUUCAUCUAAGCUAAACAUUGCGAAUAAAUCGCUAUGCAGUAUCUUCAGCCGUCAUCUGUCAUUCGAAUGACAAACAACCAUCGACUCGUUCGAUUGGAAAUUACAAUCGAACGAAUGAAUAAAUAUCGAAUCGAAAGUGUUUUCAUUCGUGGCCUGUUCCUCGAAUAAAAUUUUGCCCGUCCGCGCCUCCCUAGUCACCCGAUCAGAGCGUACGACCCUAGCGGACCCUCGUCGCGCUUUUAAACUAUUCACGAGUCCCUCCGAUGGUGUCGAUGAGUUAUCUCGCGGUGGCUUCGGUCUCGUUGACUGGCAGCUGCCGCGGAUUCGAGGAGACGAAUGAUCGAUCGCCCGUACCGACGCGGUGAAUUAUUCGGCGCGUUAUUCCGUCUUUUAAAAAUAGACAUUAAAUAAAGAUAAGUAAUGAGGUCUACAGCGAUAAUUGUUGCAAACGUGCCGUCCCAGUGCCAAGUCUCGUUUACUUUCAUGAAAGUUACCGCAUAGCUUGCGCCGAUCUCGCGUCGAUCAGGGCGAUCGAGCGAUCCUCGCGAAACGAACGCCCGUGUCCUUCCGAUUCGUGGCGGCUCGGAGACGACAGGUGGCAAUGUCGGACAGGAUAUUGUGAUUCCUUAUCUCCCCGUAGCGAGAUAACCGCGGUGUAUUCUUGAACGGAAUAAUACGUUACAUUUUAUUCUUCUAUACAACUUCCUCGUUUUAGCAAACGCUGUGAUUUCGCGAUCGUUGCUCAAACAUGGGGCCGAGACCUGGGAACGGGGUCGAGGUCGUCUAUUCAGCCUUUCUGCAUUCGAUCUUGAACCACGAUGCACGUGAAACUCCGGGGAGUCAAACGUAGACGCAGCAAUCGUUCCUUUUUUACUGGUAGGAUCCUAAAUUUAUUUUUUUUUUUAGAGGAUAAUCGAGAUUCAAUACAAAUUAUCAGACUCUUGACGUUUGAUUCGUGAUGCAAGUGUUCGAUAAAUCUCAUCUUGUUAAUAUAUUUCUGAAUAUUAACUUGCACAUUGCAGCGACCAACAGAAUCGUUCCACUAUUCCAAAUCAGGAGACUCCUGAUGUCCAUCUCACAGUAUAAAUGAUAGUAUACCUUGCCAUUCGAUAAAUUCAAGAGUGACGAACAAUUCCAACGCAAUACUCAUGAAUUUCUCAUAUUCAUGAAUACAAAACUUCAACCAAAGCUUCCACCAUUAACUUGGAAUCUGAACCAUCAACAGAGUUUCUUCGCCAAUCCAAACCACUAAAUCUUCCAAUACAUAUUUCAUUCACAAGUACUCCAAUAGUAUUCGAAAAAUUCACCAAGUAUCACAAGAUUCUGUGUAACCUUCCCACGAAUAAUUCUUCGACGAUUAACGCCAACAGAGUUGCGCUGAUCCAACCCUCGCUACUCAGGAUUCUUUAUACACUCGCAUAAGAAGCGUACGUCUAUCGAAGUUGGUACUUCGAGUACCGCCACUUCGAGCGCAGAAGGCUGAACCGUUCCCAAUCGUCUGCGGCUUCGUACCAAGUUCAACUCGAUAUUUCGCCCGCAUGAAUUCUACGCCGGGAGCAGAACUUCGCGUAGAACUCCGUUGCUCCUGAGAACGGUACAAUUGCGUCGGACAUUCGCCGUAUCUAUGGCUGGCGAACCGCGUCGAAUGCCAAAGAAAAUCCUCGCGAGACCGAGCCGCGUCGGCGGGACGGGAAACUGCGAGAGAAAUGGCGAAGCCCCCUCAUCCCUUACGAGACCAGCGCCCCUCCAAUUUCCGUCAGAAAUGUUUAGUCCUUAGCUAGUAAUUACGGACGCACUAUGCUGUAUCUUGGGAGAAGGAGAAAUCGGUUAGAAAUUAACAAGAGAACGUGACUCCAAAACUAACAGGAGAACAUGGGUACUUGACCAUUGAAGUGAGAACUAAUAAUUCUUAGUGACAGAUAUCGUCCAAGGGGGCUGAGAUUUAGUAUAAAUAAAGUAGGUAAAGGCCUGAGUAUAUUGCUAUUUUUCAUUGGUGAUGAAAGAUAGGGGUUAAGAUGGGGUGAAGAUUCCUCUUCGAUAGAAAAUGACAGAUAAAUAAAUUCUGAUGGUAUGUUUGCUCGGUGAAAAUUAUAGUUUGAAUUUUAAAAUGAAGUAUUCUGGGAUUGAACGAAUAUUGAUAAUACAUGCCACUUUUAUUCGAUCUCUAUUCGUUCGAGUAGAUUUUUUAGAUUUAUAAUUUAAAAUCACGGUUUGAGUCAUGAAAUUAUCGUGUGGUUGAAUAAUUAUAUAUAUGACUAGCUAUUCAAUGAGAUAAACCACUAUGAGGUGCAUUAUUUGUCAUCUGUUCGUUCAAUAUAAAAUUGCAAUUUCAAUAAAACUACAAUUUUCAUUUUUACUCCGAGCUUUCAUGUUUUUGUAAUGCAGUGUAAAUGAGAGAUGAAAUUCAACGAGGGAAACUUGCUCGUGUGUUCAAUGUCUGCAUAAAUAUUAUUAUGGGUACAGUCGUGGAAAUACGAAUUAAUUUUGAUUUAGAAUCUAGAAAGAUAUAGCUUUAUUAUAUCAGGAGCAAUUGAAGAAAAUCGAUAAGUUAGAAGAAAUCCAUAGUUUUGGGAAUCAAUACUGAGUCCUGAUGUUAACUUCUGUGAAGCUGGUAUUAACUUACAUUAAUAUAUUUUUAUUACAGCAACGAUCGUUUCCCAUCACCAAUGAAAAAUAUUACAUCAGCGUGUAUACUUAAUUUUUCCAAGUCUCCAGAUUUCUCGAAUUGCGUAAAUGGCGCAGCGUCCUUGCGUCGCCUAAUCUGACUGAUAUUUCGUUCUCCCUUGAAAAUAAGAGCGUUCGCGAAACGAAGUCGAAUAACGAAGGUGCUAUCUAAGAAAUAGGGAUCGAUAAUCGCGGGCCCAUAAACGACGAGGGGGACUGCCCAGCGGGGGAAAGGUUCACCCGGUGCCAAAGAGAAGACUACGAAUUUCCGCGCGCGGCUCACGCGCGAGAGAAACAUAUAGAACCAACGAGAUUGGAUUUUCCACGCCUCGUGUUUCCCUCCCACGGUCUGGCGUCGCGAUUAGGCCUGCGUUUAGUCGAUAAAUUACGUAUUAGUCCUGUCGAUUAAGGCUGUAAGUUACAGAUCGUCGACGUGGCUCCGUCCCCCACCCCUCUGACGGACGAUCGACGUGCGAAAGUGGGAGAUCGCGCUAAUUUAGAAAACGCGGAGAAACGAAGAUAAUUGCAAACAAAUGAAAAAUAAAAGCCAACUGCGAGAAAAAAAUAAAUAAUGCAAUUAAAAAGAAAUAAAAAAAAAAAACAAAAAAAAACAGUGAACAUGUCCAACGAAUGUCAACGAGUUUCGGAACAAGCGAAAGAGCUAAGCGUAAAAGAACACGUACACACAAAUACAAAUUAAUGGGAGAUAAAGAAAAAAAAAAAGAAACGAAUGGAAGUAAGGGACAAACGACGCCGUGACUUUUCGUUUUACAAGUUGCGUUUGUCCAAGCGCGAGCGCAUGCACGAAACGUCGGUCGAAACGGGGACCACGUUUCGCGUUCGUCUACGCGCGAUCAACGAUCCAAGGAUUAAGGAAAAUAGUUCCAUGACGCCUGAUGCCUCUGUUAGCUUUUAUACGGCGAACCAACGUCCGCCCACUGCCGCUCCAUUUCCACUGUACGCCGAAUUUACCGCGUUAUGGACGGCCGAGGGAAGCUGCAAAUCGUUCUGUCACUGAAAGACCCCGACUGCGCUUGACGUUUCCUGCUACGGCCUGUACGCUCGAGCGUGCUUCGAGGAUCGGUCCGUUUAGACCCCUGGAACUCAUAGUUGAGACCCCUGACUUGCUCGUUCCCCGCGCGAUAUUUACAUACGUUCCUGUGGGCUCUCGAGCUCGGACGUCGGGACGGCUAAUUACUUAAGAGAGAGAGAGUUCCUGAUGCUUAGCGAUUCUUUUUCGACGAUUCCGACUGUUUGAUAUAAAUGUUGAAUAGGUAUGUUGAAAUUUCGCACUUUGAACAAUGUUUGCGUACAUUUUGGUUAGAAUAUGUUAAUACUUUUGGAAGAUAUACGUCUUUGGAGUUAGAAUUUGUAAUAGGGGUGGUUCUUUUUGACAGUCUAGUUUUUGAGGUACUAGGUGUGUGUGUGUGUGUGUAUUGUUACAGGAAUCACCAAAGAGAGAGAUUAUUUAAUAAAUAUAUAUGUUUAGCAAUGCUUAACAAUGCUUAAGAAUGGCUAACAUCCUGGCAGGAAUAUUAUGGUUUGAAUAUAAAUUGAAACAAGGGGAUGUUAAAUGAGGUAUUGCAUACAAACAGUAUUAUGAGUAAUUUUGUGGGACGUCAGACGGUUCAAUUACUUUCACUAUACAAUUAUUGCAAUUCUCACACAUAUAGUUGUAUACUGUCUUCCAUAUAAGUGGCUGUUUUAUGAACCUCGUACAAAUGGUGAUUUGUUUAGGUUACUAUACUUUUCACGAUGCUUAUAUUUUCUGUAUACCUCAAUAUAUUUAAAUGGAAAUUGACAAAAAUAUUGUUCAAUGUAUGUACUUUCAACAUACGUAUGAAUUAUUUAUAAUGGGCAUUUGACAUCAUUAUGAAAAAUUUCUAAAUAUGAGCAUUAUUUUCAGCCUGGAAAUUGGUGUUCCCUUUCAAAACAGACAUGGUAGGUGUAAUUUAAAGUAUAGCCCUCUUUCGAGUCUUCUAUUAUUCUCUAAUUGCAUUCAAUCCUAUGCGCAAACAUUCAAAAUAUUCGUCUAUUUUCGACAGUUUAAUUAAUUUAUAAUUAUUUUCAAUUUUAAUACGACUUGUGCGUUUCUGGAUAGUUCCUAUAUUUUUGCUCGUUAUAAAAAAUGGUUUCUCAUUUGUGAUAUCGUUGUCUUCUACGUGAAAGAGUAUUUAUUUAUUUAUUUAUUUAUUUAUUUAUUUAUUUAUUUAUUUAUUUAUUUAUUUAUUUAUUUAUUUAUUUAUUUAUUUAUUUAUUUAUAUAUUUAUUUAUUUAUUUAUUUAUGUCACUUGACUAGAAUGGUGAACUUGAUGUAACAUUUUAAAACUAAAUUAUAGCUUUCAUACUUUGUAUAAUUUCUAUUCUUUCAUCAUAUCGUGAUUAUUACCUUUACAGAAAUUCACGCGAGACAGGUGCGCUUCGUGGAGAAAUAUCUGUAUAACUAAUAAUCGAUACGGUGAAUAGGAAGAAGUAAAAUCUAUUCGUGUCUAAUACAUAUGCUAGGCAAACAGGAACGAAAUUUACCGAUUAAAAGCGUCCAACGUAACGUGAGUUUAGUUUCCAGAUAUCGAUGCCAUGAAUUAAACGUUAUUACUGUUAUCGUGGAACGCAAACUGGCUUGGUGUGAAUUUCUGUUAAGCUCGAUGUUGAGAACCGUGCCAAAUAUCGAUAUUAUACAAUGGGACAAUUAUAUUAUUAAGUGCACGCGAGCACAUUGUAGAAUUACGUAAAAUUGCACUCAUCUUCUUAACUAAACGAGCAUCGGCGAAGCAAAAAUACGUGCGCGUGACUUUCACACGUGAUUCUAAUAUUUGUAUGGUAACCAUUGAAUUCCUAAACGCUUGACAACGAAACUGAUACGCAAUUCACGGGAUUAGGGGAAAGUAAUCGAAUAACGAUGAAAUUUUCUUCGACUUGUUACAUUACAUUGUAAGCGAUAUUCAUUGACGACCGUACGAUAUAUAUUUUUUCUAUCUAUACAAACAUAUAGUGAUAACGACAGUGACAGUGAUAAUAUUUUAUAAUCGCUACCAAUUGUGAUACUUGAAUCCUGAACUCGAUUUUCAGCUAGCUUCUAUUGCGACCGCGGAGUCGAUGUUUUGAUUUACUGUGAUAAAACGAUAGGUAAUACGAGAUCAUCGAGGUGAAAUUUUAUACAGAACCGACCCUGCUAGCAAGAGUGAGAAUUAUUUUUCUCGUAGUACGAGAUACUAUAUAAUAAAUAUUAAACGGUGCUAUGAUAUUAUAUUUCCAGUAACGCGAUUUUUCCAGCGUCCGAAGAUAUUUAAUUUCCGUGACUUUAAUUAUCGAGAGAGGGGCUCGUGCAAAAAUAAACGAAGAACGAACGAUUCAGUCCUCGUUGCAAGCAUCUUAAUUAACGACGUUUCGACUUGUUGUAUUAAGUUAUCCUCGGAGUCUAUAGAAAUGAAAAUGAGAUUCUCUUAAUUAAUAUAACUUUUCCUCGGACCUGUAGAUGUCAAGUGCAUGGUCAACAGUUUUAUUGUUAAAAAAUUUACUCGCAGGACCUAAUAUUAACAUUUAUCUCACAAAGUAUUGACCAUAAACAUUAAGACUUUUAUUACAGACUAAAGCCAAAUUUUACCUGAAAAAUAUAAUUUUACUUAGAAUAAUAUUCUGAUACCUUACGUCAUUUUUUAAUACAGAUAUAAUUAACAUAAUUUUAUUCUGAAAAUGACUUGAAACAAGUCGAAACAUCGUUAAUCGAAUUGCUUAUAAUAAAUAUUGAAUUGCUCGAUCUUCGUUUGUUUUAAUCAUUAGCCAAACGACGCAAAGCACGCAAUUGAUUCUGAUUCGCGAUUAUUUAAGGGGAAAAAAGGAAAGAUCGAACUCUAUCGGUCAAAUCGAUAGCCGAAAGUAAUCCUUUGACCGAGCGAAAUCAAAGGGCGCACCCUGCUCGCACUUUUCCAAUUUACCAAAUCACAGAGCUAAAAACCGCUAUCGGCGGGCCUCGAGCUUGCCCCGCGCUCUGAAAUCCAAAAACGAUUUUUUUUUUCCACCUCGUCCACUCGUGUCGAAAACAAAAACUCGCAAGAUCUUUCCGAUAACUCCUCUAUGGGCGACUAAAACCUUCAUAUUCGCGGGAAAUAUGUUCCGUGAAACCCCGGAGUCCGACGAAUAGGAACCAGGGGAACAAACACCGCGGGCAAAAGAAUAAUUCGCGUAUUGUCAGGAAUCUUUUAAACUCUGCAAGCUCUGGCUACAGCCUUUGUUGUCGCUGCAGAAUUUUCAAUUUAUCUUGGAACCGUCGGAGUCGGUUGCAAUCGAGUGGGAUUUGUUUGAUAGUUUGAUUAUUCUUGUGAUUCUUAAAGGGAUGAACACGUAUUGGGAUUAUUUAAUUCGAGUUUAAGGGUGCUAAUAAGGACUAUAUAUUAAGUAUUAAUAUGUUGUUUGUAAUGCUGGAGGAAAUUGAGAAUAAUUCGAAAUUAAUUUCGUUUACUCUAAAGGAUCGACGCACGAUCAGUUGAGAAUAGAAUGGUCUGAAUUUAAUAGAAUUAACUGUUUUGAUUAAAUAGUAUUACAAAUUUCACGUACAUCGAUGCGAGAAGAGACCUAAAGAGGGCUAUGGAAAAUUCUCCCCCUUCGCAUUAGGCUUUCACAUAAACAACCAUACAAAAAUACACAGUCCAAUCGAUAGUAUACGCUUUUAUUUCCAACAGUUUCUAUUUUCACAAAUCCCUUAUUUUAAACACAGGUGCAUUAAUACAGGUGUACUUAGCUAAAAGAGAAUGACCUGCACCCCAUUCCAACAUUAAGUUUCGCCUCAUCGAACAACAACCAAGUUUACCUCGAUUCUACCCUUCUACAUCACUAACAUUAAUACCACCCUUUACAAAACUUCAACCACUCCUUCAGGGAACACCCCGAUAUCCACGAAUCAGCUCGUUUCAAUAUGGCGUCCGCAGACAAAGCUCCCCGAGCGUGACCCCGCGAUCGUUCGAAUUCACCGUUUCGACGAAGGGUAGAGACGGGUGGAGGCGCGUCGAUAUCGAGAAAUAAUGCAUCGGGUCCUCGUUUUAAGUUCGCCUGAACUUACGUAGGAUUCCAGGAAUCAAUUAAUCGCUACGGUACGUGUGCAGGUCGGCCGUGCAGGCCACAGGGAGCACGAGGAAGCGAGACGGCGGAGCUUGUGACUCCGCAUCACGUUAGCUCGCGUGAUGGUCGGUCGUCUUUCAAUCCGGAGUCGGUAAAACGUACCUCCGAAAUGUGUGCACGGCAUAAUAUAUUCAACGCGAUUGUGUCCCGCCACAAAGGGAUUACUUUCGCGUUGCGCGUGCACACCCUGCACGGGUUCGAUUCCCGCUGGCGCUCGAGCUCGCGUUCAAGAAACGCUCGUGCUCGAGGGAUGCUCACGCUCAGGCAACGCUCACGACUAAGCUCGAGACGCAAGGGCUGAGCAUCCCCUGCGAGUUAAAAGAAGGGUUUCCACCGGCAAAGAUUAUUAGCGCUGGAUCAAGAUUUUAUGAGACCUCUGGGCAGAGGGGGUCACGGUUCCAUUUUGGAGAAGAUUGCCAACUCGAUGGAGGCAUAAAACUCUUUGGGGCUAGGUAGGGAAAAGGCUGAUUCACUUUUUCUUUUGCUUCUAAUUCAUGCAUCCCUGGGUAAGGAGACUUUGGGGGGUUCGAUAAUAUUUUCAAGAAAAUUGGGAAAUCAAUGGGGGACAUAUGAAUCUUUGAAGUUACGAAAAGGGCUGAAGGUACGGAAAAGGCUGUACCACCUUUUGCUUAGCUUCUAAUGCAUGGACCUCUGCUUAAGGGAAUUACAUGACCUCGAUAGUAUUUUCAAGAAAAUUGCAAGUCUUUUAUUUAAAGUUUAAAUGAAAACAUAAACACUAAAGUAUUGAACAAGAGCAGGAUAUAAAUCAUUUUCUUCUGUGAAAAUUUUAGCAAAACAACUAGUGUUAUGAACAUGAAUUCAUGUAUUUUCACAAUUAGAGCCAGUCCAGCGCCAAUAAUCUCUGCACCUGGAAACCCUGUGCUAUAAUACUCUCUGUUGAGUGUGAGCGUAGCUUGAGCGUUAUUUGAGGAAGGACCUUUCCGAGCCAAGCGUUUUUCCAUCGUACUUCGAACUCCUGAAUAUAUCCGCGUGAUAUUUUUUUAUAAUUUACCUGUGAAUGAUAUUUACAUUUACGGAUAUAUUUACAUCGUGCAAUCCGUCUGUUUCGCGGUCAAUUUUGUAACGAUUCAUGUUGUUCCAUGGUUGGGAAUGGCCGACCGAUGACAGUUCUUUGCACCUGUCCUAAAAAUAACGAACUCGCUUCUUCAAAUUUUGCUGGCAAUCGCUUUUAAUCGGCUGUCCAAUCAACGUAGAAUAAUCCAUGUUUAUAUACAGUUUUUGUCGGCAAUUUUUCGUAACGCGUUGUUUUUAUAUCGCUCGUAUUUAUAUUGUCUCGUGAGACGCGCAAAAAAUUGUAAUCGAAACGCGACGGGGAAACCGUAAAUUACAAAUUUAAAUAUUUAUUCAGGGAGGCUUAAUGCCGUUGGCUGUCACACAUUACGGUAGUCUGACGCGCUGUACAGCGAACGCGUUAAUGUUUGCGUCGCGUUAAGUAGCGGUGUCGAUAAUUAACAUGUUCGCUGCGAUGCACACCAUUGAUGAUACAUUAUUGGCUUUUCGUGUACACACAGCCCCCUGUCACUAUACCAUACUACGUGACGUCCCUGACGCAGACCGUUCAUUUGUCUUAGACCAAAAAUUUUGCAACAAAUUUUCACCCCUAAAACAAACGCAAUCAUCGAAACAUGCUUCCAUCAUCGUUAGUCUAGUGAGAAUUCUUUUUGUCGUGAAAAGAAAUGACUUGCCAUGGAAACUCAAUUUUUCUCGAAUUUUUAUUUCACGUUAUUGCAAUCGAACAAAUAUUUCAAAUGGAAAUAGUUCUUCAAAAUCGAACAUACAUCUCGAAUAGAAAUAGAAACAUUUCAGAUUUUCAAAAUCAACCGAUUAUUUCAGCUCCAAAAAAAAGCAUACAUUUCAGAUUCAAUUAAAAUCAACUAAAUACAUCUAAUACAUUUUGUAUUGGCAAAGAAAAAACCUUCUAAUUUUACGCUAACUAUUAAGACCUCGUUCUUCAUUUCCACCUCCAAGAGUAAUAUUACUCCGCACGUAUAAUGUGUGAGCAUGCCCUGUUAUCAAUUCAAUUUUGGCGUUCUUUACCGCGUCCAUAAAGCAAACGGAAGUUUCAGCUCGAUACGUAAUCGCAACCAGUCGAAGUUCGUCUCGUUUCGUCUCGGCCCCGACCGCGGAACAACGUUUGCUCGACGCAAGUUUUAAUCGUGCGGAUUAAUCCGGACGCAUAGUGAUUUCGGGAUUCCAGGAGGCGGUGGCGGACCAUUAGAUAGUCACGUUCGGGUCGAGAGACUUGCAUUCGUAUCGAGACACUCCAAUUCAUAGUCUAAGGGUUGUUGGAUUCGAUCCUCGACAAGCUGAACCCAUGGCCAGGCGUUAUGGAAUGGAUUGGGCAUUUUAAACCACGUUUAAAUAAAAAAAAUUAUAGCUACCUAUACAACACCAAGUAAUAUAUGUAUAUAUAUAUAUAUAUAUAUAUAUAUAUAUAUAUAUACAAAUUCUAAUAUAUAAAUAUAUAUAUGACGAUGAUAAUAUUAUAUAUGAAAAUAUAUUUAAUGAAUGUUCCUAUAUUUAUACUAUAAGUACGUAAUAAGUGUAUUAUAUUAAUAUUCGAUGGCGAUUUCAGGUUUUUACCAAAAAAAAAAGAAAGAAAACAACAACAAAACAUUAAAUGUCUGUUUAGAUAGCAGCCACUAUCGGGUUAAGUUAUAACGAAUCGGAAGAGAACGGUUAGAGAAGAGAGGAAGAGGGUUUAGAGUUAAAACGCGAGACGAAUGCAAACGAUGGUAGACAGAAAACGACAGUUAGAGACGGGGGAAGAAAAACAUAAAGCAACGAUUAUUCGAACAUCGUGCAAAUUUUAAGGGAUCGAUGAGAAAAAAAGAAAUUAGAGGAACGAUUUUUAAGCGGGUUUGCGUGUGUGGGUGACGAGGCGAGGGUCUUCCUAUACUGACUGAACGAUCAGAUGUGAUAUAUGCAUAAGGAUUAAUUAAUAAUUAUUUACUCCAAUCGUAUAUAUAAAUAUAUGUAAUUAAUAUUAUUAAUAUGGUUAUGAUAUACAAACAUUAUAUCUAUAUAUUGUGUAUAAGUAGAUAGGAACAUAUACAAUGUUUUUAACUGGUUUAUCUAUGUUCCGAGGAUAUAUAUGCUAAGUGUAUUUAGAUAGGAAGUUGUAAGAAGGUUUCUCGCCGUUAAUGUUUAAUCGAUAGAGACCACACGAGUGAUUAAGUUCGCGAUGAAAGAGAACCGACGACCAAAAUCCAACGCCGUUCGUGAAAUAUGCAUAGUUCUAUCGUUGAUCCCACGGUUUCACGUGUUUCCCUUCUCGUUAUAUUUAGCCCGCCGCUACAAAACGAUGCAUUGCUCAAAGUAUUGAUUGAAGAAUUUGUUCCGUCCAAUGAAAUUUCAACCGUCACCACCAGAAACCAACCUUCGCAACAUUUGAAAGGGACCUGUGUGUUGUUUCAAGUGACAAUUUUUACAUCAAAUUCAAGUAACGAAAUCAUCAUUGACACUGUUUGCGUUUAUCGAUGAGAUAUACACGAAGGAUAUUUCAUGAAAGUGGACUAAGGUUUCCAAUUUUAGCCACAGAUCUUUUCUUAAUACUUAGAAUUAAGUCUCCAAUCUGGCCUACGGUUAGUUAUAAUAUAUUUAUAAAGAUUUAGUUUAAAGAUUUAGGAUCUAUGAGACCUAGUCACUCUAGUUCGUGAUACAAUCUAAGAAAACCUCAAAUCUUGCCCCUGUAUUUGAUUAUAUUAACAAUGAUUUCUACUAAGCUGAUUAUAUUAUAUGACCUGAAGGAAGUUCAAAGAAAGAUAUAUACUAGUCACAAUCAGCUGCUUGACUGUAUGGAAUUGAGUCAAGUUCAUAUAACCAUUGAAGGUGAUGUUCCUGAUGAUGAUGAUGAUUGUAUGACCGAAAUUUUUUGGUGUAUUUGAGUGAAAGCAUUACCACUGGUUUGGUGAAGUUUUUUCGAUGGAAAUGAGUUCACACACGACCACGUUCCGACUACUUGCAAUUUCAGGUGAUUCGAAUCAUUCCUCGAAAUCGUUCAAUUGCAAAAAGUUAAAUGUAGUGCAAAAAGGACCGUGUUUGGGCUCAUUUUCAUCAGGAGAUUCUUAACAAUCCAUUGAUAGUACUCUAACAGACAUUCAUUGACACUAAUAUAAAAGAUUUAAUUCGAUACCACGUGUAUAUCUUACUCUCACUCAGAAGGAACGUAGACAGUGAUCCAAUCAGUAUAAAAUUAUUUCGUAUAACCAACAACUACUUAAUAUUAUCGCACACUACUAUUUUACCACAUUUACUGAACUUUUUCUUAUCCCUAAUCAAUAAUUCAAAAGUGUAAUCAUUUCAGAGCGGUCACGAAUGAACACUAAACAAAAAGAAGAAUUUUCUACCUGCGUCAAAAACCGGUUAUUCUUUUCUGGAUUAAAAACCGUUCGCAUUCUAUGAUCCAACAACGUCACUCACUUCAAAGCUAUGACUCCGAACCGCGGUUCUCUUUCUCGCGAACCCAACAACGAACCGCGCAGGUUCAUAGAAGAAUGACGAAAGAGAGAGAAAACAAACGAAACAGAGAAACAAUUUCGUGAGGUGCGUUUCGAGUUUAUGCGUUCCGUGCAAUAACAGUUUGCUCAAUCCUCGGUGUCCGUCGGUCCGUCCGUGCGGAACGACUUACUCGUAAGUUUAAAGUAUGAGGUGUACAUCACACGUGGGUAGUUACACUAAAAUACACACGCAUACGCAACAUAAGUGUAUAGAAAGAAAGAAAGAUAAAAAAAAAAUUAGCGAAAAAGUAUAGUAGCCAGCUCGACUCGUUAAAACGUAGCCAAGACAAUUUUCGACUAAUAGCAGACGUAAAAAAAAACAAAAAAAAAAGAAACGAAUUUUAAUCUCCUAUUUCAAACCUUCCUUCGAGUCUCUCGAUGUCUUUUUGGUGUCUAUUCUAAACAGAUGUAAGCGAACAAAAAGAAAAAAAAAAUGAAGAAGAAGAAGACGUAAUAAAACGUAAAGAGCGCAAAAUGCGAACGAUUUCAGCGUUUAGCUUCGUCUGUGUAAUAGUACGUAUAACGCGAGGACGGAUUAAACAAGGGGAAAAAAAGGAUUUAAGAAACGAGAGAGCAGAAUAAAAAUCCCUUUCGCGCGCCUGUGCACCGACGAGGCAGGUUAGCUCCUCCGAAACCUACCGCCAUUUUUUCUGUAGCGAGAAAAAAACGCCCCUCGAGGGUGCACGCCGCGGCGAUCUCCGCGUUAUUUCGGCGAAAAUUUAAUCGUAGAUGUGUUUUUAGACUCUUUCCAAAUCUUUUCUCCUAAACUUCUUGUUACUCUAGCAAUAACGAACGACAAAAAAAAACAACAAAGAAUAGAACGACUAUACGUCGUUUUCGUCCCCGGGAGCGACGUCUCUUCCGGCUAGAACGUAGCCACGGUUCGUAGACGUAGCUCGGAAACCCUGAAGAAAAAGAAACGUCCUAAUGAGAUGAAAAAAAGUGAGAAAGAAACAGGAACAUGAGAGGGACUAGAGAGAGAGAGAGAGAGGACAACGAAGAAUUUCCACGAGCGAAAUUCGCGACCCUCGAGCUUGCUCACCCUCCCCCCGUUUGAGACUCAAUACGCCCCCCCCCCCCCCCCCAACCACCGUUAACCCGCCGGUUUUCGAAGCUUUAAACGAAAGUCGAUUUUGCAAUCACGACUCGACCAGUCGGCGAGGAUAUUGAAAAACGAAAGAAAAUUUGCAAAAAGUAUUUCCGUGGCCCGUACUAUCAUAAUUGUUUGUCGUACCUACUGUUAGAUAUUAAUGAUUGUAAUUGUAAUAACUAGCGUAAUUAACGAAUUGAGAGGCGACCGCGUGCACCGCGUGUCCCACCCUUAACGAGGGAAUGAAACGUGGAACGUGGUGAACGGCCGGAAGUCGCCUCACGUGGAUGUUAGAGAUAUUUUUCAACUUGUACUAAAUGUGAUAAACCGAUGAAUUGACAAUGAGCAAUCUGACUGUAAUAUAUAAACACUAUAUUAUAUAUAUUAUAUAUAUAUAUAUAUUAUAUAUGAAUAUAUUAUAAAUACGUGUCUGUCGUACAAGCCGUAAUUAGGUUUCACCCGUAACUAGUACGUGUUUUAGCUUAAAAUUUUGACUGUACACGCGCGAGAAAAUUCUUUCCUCCGCGCGAUGUUCUCAAGCAACGAACGAAGAAUGUUCAAGCAACCAGGUGUGCGGGAGAUAUAGAAAUACCGUAGAGUGGAGCGAUGAACGAUGGGGAGGGAAAAAGUGGUGAUGAUGUCGCGAUGCCGUCUCGAAAUCUGUCCACGACUUUUUUCCACUGACGCCGGGCGCUGUCUUCGUUGCUGCGCCGCAACCGUAGCUCGGCAAAUUGAUCGAUUAAUCAAUCGAUUAAUUAAUUAGGGAGCUAACCGUGAAGCGGGCUGCGCGAUUUGCAUCCGUCGCGAGGAUGUGCCAAACGGAGGAACGAUUUUGCUUAUCCGUUAGCAAAUUAUAAAAUUAAUUUGUACUUUAUGUUGAACGCGAUCUUGAAUGUUGAAAGCUAUUUGUGUAAGUCGUUCCUCUCGUUUUGACUUUAUCACAAGGUCGUUUUAAUUUAUGAGAAUUGAAGUAGAUGAUUCGAUAAAUUUUAUUUGAUAGCUUCGUAGUCUGUCGACUGAAAGUGUGAGACCAGGCUCUUCAGUGUAAUAUCAACUAAAUAUGUGACGGACAAUUAGUAGAAAAAUAAUUUGAAUAUAGCCCUCAGGAGCUGUAGCUAUGUUUGAUUGUAGCUACACUACGGGUUUAGCGAUCCCGAGGUACCCGAGCUUCAAGGUUGUCAGUUGGCCCCAACAAACUACCCUAAUGGGGAUGCCAGAUAAUGAAGAUAAUGUAAAGUAAUGCAAUGAAAGAAAUUAAUGAAUAUUGUAAAAUAGAAUAUUGUAAGACUGGUAGAAAAGGUAUUACAACCACGUAGACGACUCAGCAUCCUUAUAACUAAAUGAAAUUAAAUUCAAAACAUAAUUUGAAUAUACAAUCGGUCCCACAAGUAUUCCUACACUCUAUUGAAAAAACUUAUCUAAAUCAAAUAAUAGGUUUAACGUUUCUAAAUAAAUGUUUCAUUAUAAAUAUCUACGUGAAUAAACUUUACAUGUACAUAUUCGUAAUGAAACAUUUAUUCGUAAACGUCAAACCUAUAAUUCAAUUUCGACAAACUUAUGGUGCUGUAUAUAAGAUUAUUCAAGGACAACAGAAUUCAACAAGGCCAAGAGAAUUCAACAAAGAUUUUUACCCAGAAAAAUCACAAAGUUCCGACACAGGUCCACGCAGACGUUUCUAUUUACACGUAUUCGACUCUGUUCUUCGUAGACGUUUCCAUCCGUCUAUCAAUGCCUGAAGCCCCGCUAAUGAUUUUUGGCUAAGAUUAAUAAAUCAAUCCGUCGCUGUCCGUUUCAAUUUCCUAACGCGUCUAAUCCGUGUCCGAUAUUGCGUUCGGGAACCACGCGUGGGACCCACCUCACGUGAACGUCCGUUGAUCGAUUAACUCCCAACUAUUUUGCAAGUUCUGCGGUCCAACAGGCUAGACUUUCAUCUAGCGUAACUUGCAAAUGGUCGUUUACAUGCGAACGACAGAAACUUCUGCGCGAGUCUGGGAAUAUAGCUGGGAGCAUGAGUUACUCCUGUACCUCUUGUGAAUUGCAUUGGAUUUCCAAGUCUCAAAGUAAACGAUUAGGAUUCUGUUUAUAAUUAUUUUUGUGUGGUCGUUGAAAUACCAAUUGUUCCGUUGCAAGUGGUCACUCCUAAUUCAAGAGCUUCUAACAGGAAUGUUUCAUUGUGAUCUGUGUUAUAAACAGUGUCUCAAGUGGAACACAGUGAACUUUAGAAUGCAACUAAAACUUUUCUGCAAUAUUUACAUUACUGAUACGGCUAGGUCCUCAGCGUUUAAUGUCCAACAAGCACGUAAAAUGAAGCCUGGUGGCUUCCAAUGCUGAUGUGUCCCCAUUCGAGACAUAUUUCCCCAAUCGAACAGAUAAGACGGUCUCACGCUUUCUGCCGAUAAUAUUGACCGAACUGUGAAGACAAAUGCUCCUCCUGGAAGCUUCGCGUUGCAAUCACGCGAAUCUUCCACGAGGAAAUACUCUGAAGCACUCAAGACGAGAGUAUGGAAUUGUGUAACGGUCAACGCGAGGUCAGACAUUAAAGUCCACACAUUUGAGUCCACGAAAGCGUAACGGAUGUUUGUAGACACGCGAAGGAUUCAUACUCUUAGCAGCUCGGUGUUUUCUUGCGACUCUCCUCUGUGUGUACCCUCGAUCAAACCCGAUGCACUCGAACAUCUCACUCAUUUGUUUGCUUUAUUCGACGCCUCUGUUGCGCCAUUAAGCGAGGAUACACACAAGAUGAGUGUGUUACGUAUGCUGAUAGAGAAGAAGGCUAAGGUUUGCUGUUUUCAAACCUAACUCAAGAUAGGGAGUAGCAUAGGGUAGGUUAGGAAAGAUUCAGUAAGCUUUCUGAAUUCUACAGUUAGAGGCAUGAAUUUCGACUUGAGUGGUUCAUAAAUGGGUUUUCAAAAAGAAAACUGGCACAUGAUUGCAAUUAAAAAUGGAAGAUGAUGUUUGAAUAGGCAUCAAGACUACACUGACAAAUGUAUUUUGUUAUUAAAAAACGAGGUUCUAAAUUUUAGAGAGUCCUUCAUGGAAGGUAAUAUUUUCUCAAAUUUCUAAGAAAGCUUCGAAUAUCUAGAAAGGGGUUUCCAAGAGGCUCACUGGCUCACAAUUUUGUUUUUUGAUCAAACACAAUAUGGAGCAUGUGAAUACGCAUGGUUACAAUUAAAUACAAACGAUGAGUGACCAUCAUGGCUACGUAAAAUGCAAGAUUGUAAAUCCGCUCUUGGAGAAACUUUUAUAAUUUUUUCCCCCUGGGGGUUGGCACCCCGUGGGGAAAUGCGACCAGGAUGCAGCAGCCCGUAAACGGUAACCGCGUAAUAUAUAUACUAUAUACGUAAUAUAUAUAUAUAUAUAUAUAUACAUUACGUAUGUAUAAAUAGCCGUUGGUACAAAGCAGCAAGUCCCAAAUAAAUCCGAUCCCAUCGAGCGCUAGAUUGUCGAUCGCCACGGAUCGACGAUCGAUCGACCGACCAAGCCGACGAAAUGACGACUAUGAAACGGCGCGUAAUUUAAUUCCUAGCGUUCUACCAGCCGCCAGUCACGGCGCCCCACGUCAAUGGCACGCUUUAAAAAAAAAAAGAUGAAACGAUGAAAAAAAAAACCGGGGAUAAUAUGUACUGUGUAAAAAACACAUACACUCACACAUACAUACACGCGCACGCGCGCGCGCACACACAUACACACACACACACACACACACACACACACACACACA